UGACUCCAGCUUUUUCCCCCUCCCUUAAUCUUUAAGGAACUAAGUGCAGUUUAGUCGUUGUCAACAGGGUGAGGGAGAAGCCGUGCGGGUUGAAAUAAGUUGGUACGUGGAGCUGAGAGCACAGAGGUUACUGUACGGGAAUCUUUGGAGCUCGUCUGGAAGUUUUGAUCUUGUUCGUGUUUAUCCAGGCAGACGUGAAGGCGCCUACAGACGAAGCCCCAUGAGCACCCCUGACAUGUGAUACUUGACUCUGCUGUAUGCAAGUCCCAGGCUGGAUUGAAUGGCACUGAGGGUACAAGCGGGAGUAUUGAGAUGACCAGCCGGCAUCCCAGCCAUGCAGAGAGCACUCACUCCACAGAUAAGCAGCCACCUGCCAGCGCCCCCAGGCUCCAUGUCCAGCAGUCGCUGUCAAAGGAGAAUAUUACCAUCCACUUCUCGGCUCUUGGGAAGGAGGAAGAGGAGGAGGAAGAAGAGCUAUACUGUACAACUGUCUCCACUCCUUCAGCGGCCAUGUACGACUCAGAUGUUGUGACAGCCUUAGAAGCAAGCGAGGAGAUGUUUGAAGCAGUGCCAUCGGCCUCUGCGGCCAUUCCUGAGACACCCAGACUUUCUGCCCCUUCAAGAUAUCACACUAUGAAUUCUCUCACUCAAACUCUGUCUUCAGCUUCAACUUCAAACUCCUCUCCUACAAAAUCUUUGAGCUUUCCCUCCAGUGACAAACCUUUUCUAAGCCUAAUGAAGUCUGCGUCCUCUGAAGCUGAGUCACGUGAUGGGGCGUCCUCUGUUCCCGUAUCAUCAGUAAGGCACAGGCAUCUCAUGAAGACUCUUGUUAAAUCUUUAUCUUCGGACACAUCCCAGGAUUCAUCCUCUUCCUCCACAUCCUACCGUCUUCCAGAAUCCCGUCUUAACCUGCAACUCUUUAAGCAGUUUGCUCAGUCCCGGAUAUCGUCUGCUGCCGUGUCAUCAGCUAUUGAUUCUAAAACUGCCCCCUCCUCACCGUUAACCUCGCCAGAUAACCGCAGCUUCUUCAAAGUCUCAGAAGUGGAGGCACGAAUUGAAGACACCAAGCGUCGUCUAUCGGAAGCGAUUUCUGAACCGCUUCAGCUACUGAGUAAGAUCAUGGAUGAAAAGAGUGGCAACUUAGUUGGCAGCAGUAUUUACCGGCCCAAGGUGCUCUCUGCCAGCGCCACAGAACUCUCGAGCCUCGGUUCCAUCAAUGGUCAAAUGGAGACCAACAAUAAUUACUGCAUCAAGGAGGAAGAAGGAGCCGACUGUGAGGCUGAAAGUCCCAGCAGACAGACCCCUGCUUCAACUGAAUCACCUGUCAGCACUGCCUUUGACACUAAGAGCCCCAUCAAAUCAUCUUUGCUUUCGAUGUCUGCUCUAGCAAAGCAGGAGGAUGAGGACUAUUGCAUCCUGUACAACGAGGACUUUGACACUUGUACCGACACAGAAGGUGAUGGUGUUGAUAGAACUGAUAAUACUGGAACCGGUAGUCCGACUAAAGUGCCACUGAGUGGUAGUACUGAACUGUGCAGUGAGGAUGAAUCUGAAAGUACUGAGCCUGUACCCAGUGUUCCACACUAUACUCUCAUCAUCCUUACUGUCCUGGUCUAUGGGUGUUUCCUCUUACCUCUGCCUAGUUCUAUUGGAGGAAUGCUGCUUGGUAUUGAGCUGGGAUUCCUUUUAGCUAUUGGUUUUCUGUGGCUGGCGGGACCAAAACCUUCUGGAGGGAGCAGCGUGAGACGUAGACAUAAUAGAAAGCUGUUCAAUGUGACCAAGUUAGACAUUAAGGAACCUGAUAUCUAUAAGGGUUGGAUGAAUGAGAUACAGAACUAUGACCCGGAGACAUAUCAUGCCACGCUGACGCACUCCGUGUAUGUGCGUUUAGAGGGCUCCACCAUUCGACUGUCUAAACCCAACCACAACAUCGCCCGGCGUGUCUCACACAAUGAACCAAAACCCGACGUUAACUAUGUCAGUCAGAAGAUCUAUGACCUUACUAACAGCAAAGUGUAUCUUGUGCCUCCGAACCUCGCCAGGAAGCGAAUCUGGAACAAAAAGUACCCCAUCUGCAUUGAACUUGGCAGGCAGGAUGACUUCAUGUCAAAGGCAGAAGGUGAAAGAAUGGAUGCCAGUGAGGGCAUGAGCACAAGGGAGAAAGGAGAGGGGAUGGGAGCAGCCCAAGAGCGAGGAUCAUCAUCAUCCUCUUCCAGUAGAGACCUGACUCUCUUCCUGUUCGGAAGGACCGGUAGGGAAAAGGAGGAGUGGUUCCAGCGGUUUCUGUCAGCCUCUAAGCUCAAGGUGGGCUUGAAGAAAAGCUCCAGUGUUGUAGGGAUUAAGAAGGCUUUGAGCUCUCACAGUCGCAACAGCAGCCGCAGCAGUCUGGAUGAAGCACUGACCUCUCAGACGAAGUCAAAGGACUCAUCAGUCUCCUCCACAACAACUGGCAGUCCCAAAACCAGGCCUCUGCUGGACUACAGUGGCUACAUGGGUUCCUUAAUGCCUAAAGACUCUGCGGUCAGCCCCACAGCUGCCAGCCCUGUUCUUCAGAGCCCACAGAGCAGCCCUGGAGCUGAUAAGAAGCUUCAGAGCACCACUUCAGCUCAGGUGCAGCCCGGUGGAGGAGAGGACGAGGUGGAGGAGGAGGAGGAGGAUUCUGUUGCCUGGGUGAAUGCCGCUGUAGGCCGGCUCUUCUGGGACUUCCUGACUGAGCCCUAUUGGAUUGAACAGGUCUCCAAGAAGAUUCAGAUGAAGCUCAGCAAGAUACGGUUGCCUUACUUCAUGAAUGAGCUAACCCUGACAGAACUGGACAUGGGCUCGACCACUCCCAGAAUCCUCAGGGCAUCUAAACCCUGCAUUAACUAUCGAGGCCUGUGGUUUGACCUGGAGAUGUCCUACAGUGGCUCCUUCCUGAUGACCCUGGAAACCAAAAUGAACCUCAUUCGCCUGGGCAAGGAAGGAGAAAGCCUCCGGCCAGGCGAAUUUGGCAAAGAUGGAUACAGGCCACGAACUUACUGCCUGGCUGACAGUGAUGAAGAGUCAUCCAGCGCAGGGUCGUCAGAUGAGGAAGACUCCUCAGACGUUUCAAAUGAUUCCACUGCAGCAGAGGGCUUUGUUGGAGGACAUAAACCGAGCAAGAUCAUGCGCUUUGUGGACAAGAUUACCAAGUCCAAAUACUUCCAGAAGGCCACGGAGACGGAGUUCAUCAAAAAGAAGAUGGAGGAAGUGUCCAACACGCCACUGCUGCUCACAGUGGAGGUGCAGGAGCUCCGAGGAACACUGGCAGUCAACAUUCCUCCUCCUCCCACUGACAGGUUAUGGUACGGCUUCAGGACACCACCUCACCUGGAACUGAAGGCACGACCUAAACUGGGAGAAAGAGAAGUCACUCUGGCUCAUGUUACAGACUGGAUAGAGAAAAAACUUGAGCAGGAAUUUCAGAAAAUCCUCGUAAUGCCAAACAUGGAUGACGUGUGGCUGACGAUCAUGCACUCUGCCAUGGACCCGCGCACAGCUGGUGGGCCUUUAGUUGGUCCCUCAGUGGAGCCAGAGCCCUCCCAGCCAGAGAGGGAGAGCACCAGCCAGCCAUGAUUGUUUACAGUAUUUCCAAACUCUCACAGGGUCUUAGAAUGGGAACCGGAGCCAAAGCCGAUGGGUCUGACUCUACUGUAACGCAAACACAUUCCCACAGAUGUAUGAAUUUUACAGGAUCAAGGUAGAGUCGACCAAAUAAACACUAAUGACAAACAAACUGUUGCUUGCUGCUCUCUUAAGAAGUAUUUAUCACCAGAGGAUAGAUUGAUUUGUCUUUUAGGGUUUAUAGAAGUGAGCAGGGACUGACAUAUGAAGGGAGUCACAUUUGGCUCAUAACGUAAGGGUUAAUAAGAGGGGAAUAUAUAUCAGUAUGUUAUAUGCUAUGAACAUGUCAAUGUGAAAGCGUUCACCAGAUACCUUACUGCCUGCACAUGAAGAAACAGAAACACGCAGUGUGGUAGGCCUUUUUAGUUUAGAGACUCGCCAAGUCACAGCGUGACGUUUGUAGGUUUUUAUAGAGAAACCGGUGAGAGCACAUUGGAAAAAGCUCAGAUACUUGAUGUUUAUUUACCAUAAAACAUUAAACCUUUAAGUGGCUUUGACUUUUGAUCAGGUGUUAACUUGCAGUAUUGAUUUGUGCUGUGACCAGAUCUCGAACACCCCGCUCACUUGCCAACCCCCCCUUUGUUUUUUUUGGUUUAAUGCCACUGAUGCCGUUAUCCGUGUUUAUAUGGAAGUAAUGCUCAAGAUGCAUCAUGUAGGAACUGUGUCACUGAGUGUAAAUUUAAGACUAAUGACAUGUACACCAACAAUAAGUGCAAUGUUAGAAAUGCUACAGUGGAAUUAAAAUGAUAGACUCUAAGUGUAAGUCUGUAAGAUGCCUGUUGAAUGUAUGUUUGGGUGUUUUUGGCUCCAGUUGUUGUGUGAAAACAGUUUUUUCUCCCAGCAGCACUUUGACCAAGAUAUGCAAAUUAUUGCACAGAUGCUAAUGAAGGUUGAUAAACACUAUCUCACCUUGCAUAUCAUUUUUAGAGAAUUCCUGUUCAGUCAUUAGGCUCACGGAGAGCCGCGCGGUUUAUCGAUACAUCGCUCACACUUAAUGCUGUUAAUGAAGACGUGCUUUAAAAAGACUUUAACCUCCACACUGAAUGUAGAAGGACACCUCAGUGUAGUUAACACUUCUGUGAAGCGAAGGUACAGACUGGCUCCUAAACCUUCUGAAAGAAACUUUUUUUUUUUUUUUUUAAACAUAUUUCUAAUCAUAACCAAAGUCCUUUAAUUGGGCCUGAAGUGUUGGACUUUCUGCUCGCAGGUACACAUCGUGUGUUGUGAAGUGACUUUUAAAGAUGCGCUACAAUACGUGCGUUACUGUUGUUUACAGGAGUGCUCUCGCUUUGUUUCCUGCUCUCUUAGGACGCUAAAGCACUGUAACUGUUUUUGUUCUGCCUUUUUCCCGAUGCCUCGGUUCCUUUUUGUUGUUUUUUUGGGUUUCUGUGUUUUGUCUAUUUUUGUCUAAGUGGGUUAUGGGUUCAGUUUUGUGUUGACUUCUUUGGUAUGAACAGAAUGAAAAGAGAAUUUUUGAUAUAUAUAAAGCUCAUAAAAUUAUUUGUAUCUGUGAAUUAAUGAUUCACAUUUUAAUUUUAAAGCCAAAUCCAGUGAUUAUGUGUAUCUGCCUUAUUUAUAGAGCAAAAUAAAUCUGUCAAAGCUU
Molecule: messenger RNA, 5245 nt
Organism: Archocentrus centrarchus (flier cichlid)
Lineage: Eukaryota; Metazoa; Chordata; Actinopteri; Cichliformes; Cichlidae
Product: testis-expressed protein 2-like
Exons: 13
Coding region: 313-3594 (1093 amino acids)
Cellular component (GO): endoplasmic reticulum
Molecular function (GO): lipid binding
Source: RefSeq, a predicted model, not a curated record